Messenger RNA from Oldenlandia corymbosa var. corymbosa, 1272 nucleotides. The record is from the annotation of a GenBank genome assembly. Lineage: Eukaryota; Viridiplantae; Streptophyta; Magnoliopsida; Gentianales; Rubiaceae.
AUGGGCGGUGAUACAAUUCCCGUCUCUCAUAGUUCUUCCGCCGAAGACCUGCCACCACUGGAAAAGGAUUUUCACCCACAAUCUCUUGAUUCAUACUCUACUCUGAGUGACGAUACUCUGAUUACCAAAGCUGAUAAGGGAUCACUUGAUGGAGGGCUUGGCUUGGUUCCCGGGGAAUUCCAGGACAUGGGUCUUAAAAAUUCUUCGAGUUCUGUUGUUUUGGAGGCCAACAGGAGGCGGAAAGAAGGCAUUUAUAUGGAGGUGUGGCAGAGUUAUGAGGAGUUACAAUGUCGGAGGGGGAGUUUGGAGGACAUGAAGAUGAAAAUUUUGAGUUAUACACCGGGUUCAUGGAUGGAAAAGAUUGCUGGUGUCAAACUGGAUGAUUUUCGUGUGCCAGAGAUAACAUCGCUCUUGUUGAUUGGCCCAAAGGGGUCUGGGAAAAGCAGUCUCAUUAAUAAAGUUUCCAGGAUGUUUGAGAACAAUAAAUUUCAACCUGAAAGAGCCCAAGUAUCAUAUAAUCCUUCUGGAGGAGAGGGAACCUAUUUCCUUCAGGAGUAUGCAAUACCCAGAGGUUCCACUUCUUUCUGUUUGUAUGAUACUCGUAGUCUGCCUGAUGAUGUAACUGAAAGCACAAAGAUGUUCAAGCGAUGGAUGACUGAAGGUGUACGGAAUGGCGAACUGGUUAAAAGGGGUUCAGACUGUUCAACUUUAAAAACUACAAUGAAAUAUAAAGCUCGCCAUUACAGUAACCUUUCUGGUAAGGUUAGGAUGGUUAACUAUGUCAUUAUGGUUGUUAAUGGGCUUUCAGUAUUGGAAUCAAUGGACAGUGCUGAUGAACGAAAGAAACUGUAUACUCAAAUGAUUGCUGCACAGUUCAACAGUCCCUUUUUGUCGUUUAGAGAUGACAAGCCAGUUGUUGUUGUUACACAUGGAGAUUUACUUGAACUUUCUGAUCGCGUCAGGGUACGUGUUUGUCUGGGAGAGCUAUUGGGUAUUCCGCCAACAACGCAGAUUUUUGACAUUGCUGGCAGCAAUGAGUCAGAAAAUGAGUUGUCGAUAGCUGAUCUUCUUUGCUAUUGCCUUGAUCGUGCUGAUAAAAAUACUCCUCUUAAAAGCCGGCGUCUGAGUAAGCUGCAUGCUGGAUACACCAGUCGUGACCCUAGUAGUGCUGUUCCAUCACAUACUGCCUUCGUAGCUGAUGCCCCGGAAGGAGGGAUGGAUGCUCCAAUCGAUUGGCAAGCAAUUCGUCAUUUAUGGCUAGGGACAGAUUAA